AUGUCGGAUAUAUUGUGCAAUUGGCUCAACGAGGAGGUUCGGUUGUCAAAAGUCAUCGAACCAAAGAACUUUGCGAAGGAUUUCUCCAAUGGUUACCUAAUUGGAGAAGUGCUACAUAAAUACCAAAUGCUUAAUGAUGUUAGCAACCUAAUGAAAACAGACACCUCCACGUCCAGACUGAAUAAUUUCACUCGCCUCCAGCCAACUCUCCAUCGGUUGGGCAUCUCCUUUGACCUAAACACAGCUCAGGGACUGAUUCAAGAGAAGCCUGGUGCUGCCACACAUCUUCUUUAUCAACUCUACGUCACGCUAGAAAAGCAGAAGAAGAAAAAAACUGAACUCAUGCAAACCGAUGUCCUACAUAAAAAAAGUCAUCAAGUCUUCUCUGAUCGACUACAUCUUGUGGAAGCGAAACGCGAUGCGGAAUUGAAAUUGCAGAAAGUGAAUCAAGACUUGGAGAAGAGACGCCCUCAGUCAAUCCAAAAGGAGAGCGAAGACCAGGAAGAUAAGAGAGCCUUACACAUGAGGAAGUUUUCUCGUCCAAAAUACAGUGAUGUGACGUCAAGUCAAAACCAGUCUGCUGAUGUCCAGGUGCCAAAGCCGCCACCCUACUCCUCUAUGGUCAACAUGAGGAAGCAGAAGCAUCAGCAACGCAAAGAUCAGCAAGCAGAGACAGUAGAGGCUGAAAUUGCAGAGUUCGAGAUGAACAGAAAGAAACUGACAACUUCAGGCUUAGCUCCCUCUUCAAGUGGUCUAGACGUUCCACUUGGGUCUAGCACCAAGGGCAAUGGAGGUGAAAAUGAGCUCACACUUCAGUCCAGCAGCGCAUAUAUUCAGGAGAUUCGGCAGAGGCGGCAGGAGAAUGUCUCUGCCUCUGAGCAGAGAGAAAAAAGACGAAUCAGGUGCCUGGUUGAGCAGCUCAAGGCCCAAGAGGCUCAAGAGGAGAGAUGGCGUGAAGAGCAGCUUGUUAGGUGUCUGACAGGCCAGACUCAGCAAGAGAAGCGUUUGGCAGUGCAGCUACUACAGAUGCGCAAGCAGAAGGAUGCGUUCCGACAGAACCGCCUGCUGAUAGAACAACAGUUUCAGCAACAGAGAGAGAAGGAAUUCCGUGAAGCUCUUGAAAGGGAAGCGGCCUUGACCCGACAGGCCCAAUUGGACCGAGCAGAAGAGAUCCAAUUGGAGCUGGAGUUCUGUAAGAAGAUGGCUGCUGAGUGCGCUCGGAAAAGAUCAAACAAGCAUUUUGAGAACUGCAAAGAGAUUUUGGAGCAAAUUUUGGACUUGGCCACGAAGGUGGGAGAGUACCGCCUGCUCACCACAAAUUUGAUUCCAGCAAAGCUGAUGCGUGAAUGGAAGGAACUGCUGUUGAACGGUCUGCCUCUUUACGAGCAGCAGCGACUCACAUCGCCCGACCCUGUGGAACUCCAAAAGCAGGAACUUCUCAACAUGCAGGAUUAUGAGGAAUAUGUUAACAUGGUGGGAGAAUGGACGUGGACAGAGGAAUGCGGGGAGCCCAGUUAUCCAGUUGUGCCUACCCUCAACAUCAUUCUCAGACAUGUGUUCUUGAGGAUGAGGAGCAUGAUCCCGCUACCAAGUCCAUCGACAAUUCCUGGUUACAGGCUUAAGGCGUGUGUCCUAGGCAAGUUCUGUUCUGGCAAGACCACCUGCCUGAAAAAGAUUGCUCAAGAUCUCAAAAUAUGUGUUCUAUCUGCGGACAGCUUAGUAGAAGCGGCAUUGACAGCCUACCAAAAAAGAGAGGUGUUGUCGAUCCGUGCGAUGCUGGGAAGAGCUGCCGCAGAGAAUCUAGGCGAGGGCAACGUCAUUCCCGAUGAGCUGUUGGUGGACAUAUUCGUGGAAGCUAUCAGUCAGAUUCCAUUCGAAUCGGGCUGGAUACUGGAUGGCUUUCCGUUCAACAUAGACCAAGCCCAUCUACUUGAGACGGCAAUUGCGUCUAUGGACACGGGAUACGAAGUAGUGGGCGGAAAGAUAGACCUCGCAAUCAAUCCCAAUCCUCCACCACCUCCACCUUCGCCACCGGCACUGGACUUGGCUGUACUGCUGGAUAUUCCCGAUCAGUGCGUUGCCAAGCGGGCAGUCCAUCACGUUGAUGGCGGUUUAACUACAACUGCUGGCAAAUCGACUCCAAAUUCAAACAACAAAUUGUUUGUGGCGCAGAUUGCACACAGGGUCACAUCUUUUCAGGAUAACUGGAUCAAACUCGAGGAAUGGUUCGGGAACACCGGAAGGAAAAGUAUUUUGACGCGUGUGAAUGCAGAUGUUAUGAAGGAUGAUCUUUACAUGACCGUGAAAAAUAUUCUGCAGAAGGCUAUAACGCAAAAACAGGAAGCUUCUAGGUGGCAAUUUGUUGAGGAAGUUGUGGUGGACAACCCACUGCCUCAAGUAUCAACUGCUCCUCCUGUGCCUGCCGCGCAAACGCCGUCCGUCGUAAAUGAUGCCAGCAAACACGAAGACUCCAAAUCGAAUACUAAAUCGGAUAAAUCCAGCUUGACCACAUCAUCAGAUAAAGCGAGUAAGGGGUCAGCUGACUCAACACUUGAUGAUGACUCGCAAGAAACCACAUCCUCUUCUUCCUCACCCGUCCCUGGCUCUCCCGGCUGGUUUUAUGUAGAUGAGCCGCUGUCCUUGGAUAAAGCAGAGUAUUUGUGCCAGCAAUGGGAAGCAAUAUGUGAUUGUUAUGUGAGCAGUGUAAAAUCUGUGAUGCAGGAACUCCGCUUAGAACGCACUGUUAUUGACCAACAGUUGUAUGACAUCAGAGAGGAGUUCAAACACUACCUAGCGCGACCGGACCUGAAGCAGGAAUUGGUGUCUCAGUGGCAGAAGGACUACAACAGCAUACCUGACGACCUAAGAAAGAACGAGGAGACCAAAGCAGAGUUAAAUCAUCGCUUGGAUGAUCUGCGAGAGCAUUUGUGGGAUAUUGUUGAAACGCACAAGGAGGACGAUGAGACACAACGAGCUGUCCUCAUACGUGAAAAAUGGUUGGAGGACCACACAGCUAUCCUAGUCAACCACCAUUUAAGGCUCAUUCAGGUGGAAAUGAGCCGUUUCCAGAACACACGGAAUAUUUUGCGGGACUACUAUCUGUGUGUAGGUCAACAGGAACAUUUGGACUCCAUCCCUCUCCUUGAAGUCGAAGAUACAGAAAAUGCAAAGGCACUUCGUGAGCUCCUAAUCGCCAAACAUGAAGAUGCCCUCGCCGUCAUAAGUAAAUUGGUGUCUAUAGAAUCCCACCAGGUGGACCUAAAGACACAUGACAGUGAUAAAAGCCAAGAGAAGGAAAAAAUCCAAGACAAAGAACGACCCCAGGAGAAGGAAAAGGAAAAAGAGAAAGAUAAUGCAAACAAAAAGAGUUCGACAUCUCCUCCUCCUUCACCCAGCCCACCACCAGCUGUGGAGACUGCAGAGAAGACCUCUGUAGGCGUUAAAAAUGGCAAACAGAAACAUAUCGUCAAAGAAUACACAGCUGCGUUAAAGCAUGAAGAGAAGGCAUCACAUAUACGUAUUCGGUUGGUGAAUGGCCACGGUCUUGUGUUGAUCAACUCCCUGCACAGCAGAGCUGAACAGAUUUUUAGUGACAUGCGAGACAGCUUAGAAGCACACUAUGUUGCACAGAUGAAGAGUAUUGACCAACUUACAGACGUAGUGCGCCACUUCAUAGAGACGGCUACUAAACUUCAGAAUGAGUUGGUGUUGGAAAGUAUUGAUUUCUAUUUCAAUGGAGACUUGGUAGCGAGUUCACCGGCUCACUUUAGCCCAGCUGUGUCGGAGAGAGUAACCACCUCAAUGCUGACGGCCCUUCAGCUAGAUUCCCUGUACCACUGUCUUUGCAAUGAGGCUCCAACAGGUGUCAUGUCCAGUUCUGAGUUCUUCCAUCUAAUUAGGGACAUCCUCCCAUUCAACACUCUGCCUGAACCUUGGGAGAAUAUGACUGAAAAUCAGUUGAACGAGAUCAUUUCUCUGCUCACUGAUGGAUACAAACAGAUAGAUUGGCGUCGAUUCCUGCUCAGUGCUGCUAUCCCUUGGCCGUUUCCCUCCUUAACUCAACUGCUGCUUGUGCGCAAGCAUUUUAAGGCGGUCGACACUGAGGACACUGGGUAUAUAAGCGAGGAGCAAUAUAUGCAGACUGAGUUGUGGUUUCCCACUGGGUGUGAGCAGUCCAUAUCCGAGGACUCUUAUGAGCCUCUUUAUAAUCGUGCGAAUAACCUACGCAAGUUCUUUUUCCAGCUUUUUUCUGAUCACUCUACCACACCGCCUCAACUGGACUACAUGACCAUGCUUUUGUGCUUCGCCGCUGAUCCCGAUCCCAAGCAGGGCUUCAUUAAAGCGCUGAGUUUAAUGACUGGACAUCAUCUCCAGUACUCUUCCUCAAGCCCUCUGCACACAGUGACAUCAUUGACCGAUACCAGUCUAGGCGAGACCAUGGUGCUGACUGGAGAAAAAUACAAGGGGGAAGAGGAGUUUUCAGCAAACAGCUUGUUGGCAAUGCAGACGGUGUCCAUCCCAGCUCUUCUUUCUGUUGUUGGCCCUGAAGUAGGAAAGAUGAAAAGUAGCACCCACCUUCCUUCUGGCUGCUUGAGCCAGAAGGAAAACAUUGAGUACCUGAUGCAGAUAUUCGCAGAGCUCGGUUACACUCCAGAAGAUGUCAUUCCAUUCUCCAUCCUCUCUGAGCAUCCCUCAUUUCAUAACCUCAUCGAGAACACUGACCACCACCUCUUUGUUAACAUUCAUGAUGUGCUACAAGCCCCUCAGCCACAAGAAGAAACUGUGCAGUCUCCACAUUGA
Molecule: messenger RNA, 4800 nt
Organism: Nerophis lumbriciformis (worm pipefish)
Lineage: Eukaryota; Metazoa; Chordata; Actinopteri; Syngnathiformes; Syngnathidae
Source: RefSeq, a predicted model, not a curated record